UGUAAUCAGACGAAGAGUUAAGUGCCAGCAACAUGUCCGGAAUCCCGCCAGCCACUUUCACGGUAAUCGCCGGAGCAGCCAACCACAAUCAGCGACGUCAACGGCAGACGAAAAAUUCCGCAAACUCAAUUAACAAGACCGAAAACCAACAGCAAAAAGCACAAGAAGAGCAACAACAACAGCAGCCGUCGGGGUCGAAGACAAAUAGUUGCCACAUUGCUUAGAUAUAGAUAUAGUAACUAUCUUAUCUGUAACCAAGGAUUUAACGCAUGAAAAUAUAUUUCCAAUGACAUAAACAUCGAGUAUAAAUGGGCCGAACAAAGCAUUUUAGGUUUCAGUUAUGGUUAACGAACGAGACAAAAUGAAGACGACCAUCGUGGAGGAGCGAAGUGUUAACGAAACGAUAGAAACGAUAGCCACCAGUAGUGGCACGAUCCAGGAGACCAUCGAGGUGGUCAACAUCAACGAGGGAUCCCCGGCACCAAAGCAACGGCAUCAUCACCAUCACCAUCGGCACCAUCAUCAUCACCAGCGGCAGGAGAAUGUUGAAGUUGUGGAAACGGAGGAGGUGAUUGUUUUGGACACAGAACCAAAGCCUCGGAGCAAGCAUCAUCAUCAUCAUCAUCACAAGCAAAAGGCAUCGCCGCCGCCCCCUCUGCCAGAGACCUCUCCGCCAUUCCUCACGCCCACCGACGAGGAGGACGAAGUGGAUUUUAAUGUGGUCUGGAAACCCCAAGCCUUUUGGACCCAGCCCUCGCCCAAUCCCUCCACGGACUUGGAUCUCUCGGUGGAGAAGGAAGCCGAGGAGAUUUUGGACACCACUUCAGCUUCCGACGAAUUCACAACUGUUGUCUGGCAAACGGAGACCAAGGAGACCACAAGGGAAUCCCUGAAGCAUACAAGAGUGGUGCAGGAGGAAAUCAUCGUUGACCAAGUGGAUCCUCCGGCUUAUGCACCGCCACAGCUUAAAGUGCAGACGGGUUUCUUUCCGUCGGGAGCUCAGCAGCCUUCUUCGCUUUCCCCCAUCGCUGAAGUGGUGCAAACGGAUGUAAUUGUGGGAUCAGAGGAUCCUGCUCCAUUCUCUUACAUUCCACGGGUGAAUCUAGUUCCCACAGAGACCGUUGUGGAGACAGUGACAGUGGUUGCUGCUCCGGCUCCAACUCCAGCUCCAGUUGCAGCUAUAGUUCCAGCUCAGAUUGAACAGGAACCCGAAUUCAUUCCGCAGCCGGGAUUUGUGGCCAGAAUUAUAGAAAAUAUUGAAGUGGCUGCAGCAUCCCAGGCCCUACAGGCUCCAGCUCCAGCUCCAAAGGUUUUUUAUCCUCGGUCAGGAGGUUUAGUGGAGCCUAUGGAUGUAGUAGUUGAAUCUGUUACGGAAACUAUAGACGCAGACUCACCAUUUCUACUCCCUACUAAUGGUUUCGAUUCCGAAGAGGAAACCAUUGUGGAAACUGUUGAUGUUACGACAGAAGCUGAUUCUCCAUUCCUGCUGCCUGCCAAUGGUUUCGAUUCAGAAUCCAUUGUUGAGAAUAUAGAAAUCACACAACCGGAACCUGUUGUACAAAUCCCAGUUCAAAGUGCAGUUCCCAAGGCAGAUUUUGUGGAAUCGAUUGUGGAAAAUAUUGAAGUUCAAGAAGUGGAUCCUCCCUUCCUGCUACCCGUCCAAACUGGAUUUAAUCCUCAGCCCGGCAAUGUGGAAUCUAUAAUAGAGAAUAUAGAAAUCACUACAGAAGUUGAACCACCACUAAGGCCUUUAGGGCAAAGUGAAUACUUGCCUCGAUCUGGUUUCGUGGAAUCAAUUGUGGAGACCAUUGAAGUUGCACCUGUAGUGGAACCUCCACAGCCAGUUGUUCCGGUUCAAUCUGGCUUGGUAGAAUCUAUUGUAGAAACUAUAGAGGUCACAGAAGAAGUGAGUCCUCCAGUUACACCUUCUAUUGAAAUUGAUAUCCCUACUAGGGCUGGCUUGGUAGAAACUAUUGUGGAAAAUAUACAAACCACAGAAGAGGAUGAUCCACCCGUAAGACCACCUCUUCCUAUUGGCUUUCCACCUCGAUCUGGCUACGUGGAAUCCAUUGUAGAAGACAUAGAAGUAGCUGAAGUAAGUCCUAAUAUUCCUCCUCCAGUUAAAAUUGAUAUAAUUCCCCAGGCGGGCUUUGUUGAAAGUAUUGUUGAAAAUAUCGAAAUUGAAAAAGAGCCAGAAAUUGUGGAAGAGGUUGAAGUCAUCCAAGAUCCUCCACUACGAUCGGUGGUAACCACUAAUAUUAUGCCCCGCUCUAGUAUGGUGCAGGAACUGGUUGUGGAAUCGCUAGAGGUUACACCAACGUCAUCGCCUCCGCCCGAACAGUUUCCUUUCAUCUCCCGAGAGAGUCUUAUCGAAGCCGAUAACUAUGUGGAAGUUGAGGAAGUCAAUUCGUACUACACAGCUCAGCAAAGUCCCGAGGUGGAAGUUAAGAGCUUGAGCGAAGCCGAGGCAUAUGUGGAGAUUGUUGAAGUUACACCAAUCAAUACACCACCACGUAGUCCUUCACUGGAAGAACCUGUCGCGGUGGGUUUUGUACCGCGACCAAGCCUGGCGGAAACGGCAGUGAUAGUGGAAUCCCUGGAUGUUACCCCAACGCCCAGUCCUCCGCCCACUCCUCCACUGAAACUGAGGUUACCGCCACCAAACCAGCCUCAACAGGAGAUAAUUGUGGAGUCUGUGGAUGUUACUCCAACCCCAAGCCCACCACCUGCCAAUCCGCAACCAAAGGCAAAGCCACUUAAUAGCUUUAUCCUAACCGAUUUGGUUAUAGACGAUCCUCCCGUCGUAGAAGUGGUGGAAAGAGAAAUUCUGGUGGAGUCCUCUCCGAACGGCAAUGUUACGGAAGUCAUAGAAAUCACGGAGGAGAUUGUGGAGCCUCCCACUCCCAUUGGCACAGUUUUGGUGGGUGAGAUUUCCGAGCAGAGUAACGACAAGUUCGGCAAACGAUAUUCCCUGAGUGCGGCCUUGACCCAGGAGAAUAAUCCUCAAAAGCAGCAGGAGCAGCCAACGGAGACGCCCAUGCAGAAGAGGGACAUAGCAGCAGAGCCACCUAAACGUAAAUGUUGCCCUUGCAAAUGCACCAUUUCCUAGAUCCCGAGGUCAGGGGCUUCCCCCAAGGCAAGCCUGGAGGUGUAAGCUCCCCCGCUUUCGCCUAUCGCAUAUCUAAUCAGCGGAAGAAACAGAAGCCCCCAAAAAUAAAAAAAGAAUAGAAA
Drosophila kikkawai is the source of this 3231-nucleotide messenger RNA. RefSeq names its product cytadherence high molecular weight protein 1. NCBI's taxonomy places the organism in Eukaryota, Metazoa, Arthropoda, Insecta, Diptera, Drosophilidae. The record is from RefSeq and is a predicted model, not a curated record.